This is a messenger RNA of Sphaerodactylus townsendi, 1882 nucleotides long. Its product is annotated as platelet glycoprotein IX-like. The record is from RefSeq and is a predicted model, not a curated record. Lineage: Eukaryota; Metazoa; Chordata; Lepidosauria; Squamata; Sphaerodactylidae. The transcript has 2 exons. Bases 84 to 686 code for a protein of 200 amino acids.
UGGAUAGGCAGCACUUCUUCUCCUUCUCCUGGAGGAUCCAUCCAGUGAAGCUGAGGGGCACUAGAUUCAAGACAGCUACCAGCAUGAACAGAGGACUUCUCUCGUUACUGCUGCUGUACACAGUCCAAGCCAAACCCUGCCCUCCCUGUUUGUGCGAGCCACUGCAAGGAAAAUUGGGCUGGCGAAUAGACUGCACUUCACUGGGGCUGAAGGAGAUGCCUCUCCUGUCAAUUGACAUCCUGAUUCUUGAGCUGCAAAACAACAGUUUGACCACAAUCCAUCCUGGCACGUUGGACAUCUUGAGAAAAGUGGAGAAAGUAGAUUUUUCCAACAAUCCUUGGAACUGCGACUGCUCUAUUUUAUAUUUCAAGAUGUGGCUGGAAGACUUCCAUGGAGCCUCUCUUGCCAACAUUACAUGUGCGGGUCCCACUUCUAUGAAGAUGAGAGCCUUGAGCCAGCUGAGUGGAAAUGACUUGGAAGGAUGCCGGAAACCUCCCCCAAUCAACUGCCUUGAUUUCCUCUGGAGGGAUGUUCCACUCAUUGCUAUUGCAGUAUUGGUCUUAAUUUUAUCAUUCUGCAUUCUGUAUUGUUCCAGAAAAUUAGCCCACCAAGCUAAUAAAAAGCAGCAUUCUCUUGAAGUCCCGCUGCUGCAGAUUCACGACAUGGAAGACCAGAAGUCAAAGUAAACUGCUAACAGCUCUUUAAUGAGAAUACCAAAAGUAAUCUGUUAAUGAAGAAGUGUUUGUAUAGAAAGUAAGCAUUCAUUCACUGCCAUGGCUUGUGGUAAAGAUAGAGCAUAAGUUGUAUUUUGUUUUGUUAUUGCUGACUGUGUGGGGGAAGGGGGUUUGGAAGGGUGAGUGGUGACUGAGUUUUGGGCCAUGGGGAUAUUGUUGAAGCCCUAGGAAUGCCAGUUUGGGAUUCGGAAAUAUCUGGGGAAAUACCUGGAGAUGUGCAGCCUGAGGACAGCAGGGUUUGAGCAGGGGAGAGACUUCAACGGAGUAUACCGCCAUACAGCACAGGCGUAUGGCCUGUAGGGACAUGAGGUCACCCAUGUCCCCGGGCGCACACAUUUCAGUCAUGUGGGGGUGCCAGGAACCCCCUCACAUGACAAAACAGCAUGCGCCCUUGCCAUACGCUGCCAAGCCCCACCACCCGCCUCCCUGCAGGCCGUCUCCUGCUGUCCCCAGGGACCACUUCCCCCCCGGUCUGCCUUUGGCAUAGAGUCCACCUUCCAAAGCAGCCAUUUUUCUCCAGGUGAACUAAUCUCUGUCGCCUGGAGAUCAGUUGUAAAUAGCAGGAGAUUGCCACCCACUAGCUGUAGAUUGGUAACUCAACCAAGCUCCUGUCCCUGUAGCCAGAGGUGAGAUCCAACCAGUUCUCACCACUUCUCUAGAAGUGGUUACUAAUUUUUUCUGAGUGCCAAGAAGGGGUUACUAAAGCAACCUCCCUGCCCAAUAGGGACUGGAGGUGCGUGUGUGCGGCGGCGCCACUGUUUGAAUCCCACCACCUGUUAUUAAAAUUUUUGGAUCCCACCACUGCCUGUAGCCAUCAAUCUAGUUUGGGCCAGCUCUGGAGGUGGGUUCAACUGGGGUGGGUCUGAGGGAGAACAUCUUCCCUCUGGUCUAGCCUGUCCCAGAUAUACAAAAGAGAAGGCAGCCUGAAGCAACCCAGGCACUCAGAGCCUUCUUUGUCCUCCGUUAAAUAAAACAUGUUUCUGCAAAAAGUAAGUGUAUGCAGCCAUGACUAAAUGAUGCUUGUGGCAGAGAAAGAACACCAGCUGUAUUUUGUUUGCUAUUUUUGGUUAUGCAAAAAUUCCUACCAUGGCCGCAUUCUGUUUCCUGAAACAACCAUUGUCACUGGAAUAAAACCAAUUACAAUCGAA